Raphanus sativus (radish) is the source of this 663-nucleotide messenger RNA. RefSeq lists its product as uncharacterized. The record is from RefSeq and is a predicted model, not a curated record. NCBI's taxonomy places the organism in Eukaryota, Viridiplantae, Streptophyta, Magnoliopsida, Brassicales, Brassicaceae. Bases 107 to 406 code for a protein of 99 amino acids. The transcript has 2 exons.
AAGCUCUGUUUCACAUGUCUUUCACAGUUCACAAUAAAUUUCACAUUUCGAAUUUCGAAUCUUUCUUUCCCGAAAUCUUUUUCGUUUUAUAUUAUAUAUAUAGAGGAUGAGUAUGAGAGGAGAAGCUGAAGCUUGGCCGGAGAUGGAAGCGAUAGCUAGGAAGAUGGUGGAGGAAGUUGAAACAGAGAGUAGCGGAUCAUCCGAAGCAGAGACUGAGUCUCCAAGAUCCGUCGGACGUUGGACGGCUAAGGAGAGAGUACACAGCCAGGUUUUGAAGAUCAGAGAGGAGGAUCUUUGCGUUCUCGAGAAUCGUCCACAUGGUCUCAGCUUGUUCUUGAUCUCGAGGCCGAGCUUGCCGUGUUCGCCUCUCAGUGGCAAAGUGAGAUCCCUUAACGCCGUUCAGUGAUUUGACUCUCUCAUCGAUCAAAGGUGUUCUGCUGUCCUAUGCGUUUUUUUUUUUUUUAGUUAUCUCUGUUUUUUUUUCUUGAACGUUUUGUUUAUGGAAGGGAAAGAGAGCCUUUUUCUCUUGUCAUAAUGUCAUGUGUAUAUAAACCGUGAAUGUAUAUAUGAGCUCGUGAAACUUUAUGCUCUACUUUUGUUUACAUAUCUUUCUCUGUAUAUAUAUGCCUGUAAUUAUCAAACUAUAUAUAUUCAAAUGUAUCA